Molecule: messenger RNA, 817 nt
Organism: Verruconis gallopava
Lineage: Eukaryota; Fungi; Ascomycota; Dothideomycetes; Venturiales; Sympoventuriaceae
Exons: 1
Coding region: 268-696 (142 amino acids)
Source: RefSeq, a predicted model, not a curated record
CGCGCGCACCGGCUCGGCAUCAUUUUUCUAUUCUUUUCUAUUCUUUUCUUUUCUUUUCUUUUCCCUUGUCUCUUCCUACCCUUUCUCCUCCUCUCUUGGACUGGGGUACUCUUCCUCGUGGCCGUUCUGGCUGGGCCGAAUGGGCUACGUUUGGCUCGGUAACGGAACGGCACUGUGCGACAAAACGGACACCACUUUGGUUCUCGUGAAAAAAAAAGAAAAAAAAAACAAGACACUGACGCCACACACGCACACACGCAUGUUCGCAUGUUCGCGUACACGCAAAAUCCAUGCAUGCAUGCGCUGCCAAAGCAGCUGAGGUCAGAAAGCGAUGGGGCCACGGCAAAGUUGACAAUGCGUGGCACAUGCCGAAGCAGCGGGCCAUCGCCUCGUCACACGUGGCCGCAGACACCGAGUCAAGGCAAGAAGAGUAUCAAAAACAAGUACCUUCAGAGGCACGAGACAGGCGAACAAAAGCAGCAGAGGACGAAGCACAGAAAGCUGAUCCCUGCUCUGCCCUGUCGAGCCCUGCCAGACCUCCACCCAGGCCGCCUUACGCUCAUGCACGCUGAGAGAGCUUGCCCGAACGCUGGUCAAACUCGAACCUUCUGUGAGCACCUUUACGAGGCCGAUCGCCGGAUCGCAAAGCCGACGGGCGCCCCGCCAGACCACGCGAUGCCCGUGCUGCUGAUCUGACCCGUACGAGAGUCCUGCGUGGUCUAUGCGGGCGCACGAAGGCGUGCGAAGAAGCGAGGCGGACGGGCAGAAAGAAGAAGAACCCGAGAGGGCGGAGAGCGUGCGUGCGAGUCGUGGCCCG